This is a messenger RNA of Daphnia pulicaria, 1093 nucleotides long. RefSeq names its product histone chaperone asf1-like (gene asf1). The transcript is spliced from 6 exons. Gene Ontology annotation, molecular function: histone binding. Gene Ontology annotation, cellular component: nucleus. The record is from RefSeq and is a predicted model, not a curated record. Gene Ontology annotation, biological process: DNA replication-dependent chromatin assembly. Bases 341 to 904 code for a protein of 187 amino acids. NCBI's taxonomy places the organism in Eukaryota, Metazoa, Arthropoda, Branchiopoda, Diplostraca, Daphniidae.
UAUAUGGCAACGCAGUAUAUCUUUUCUAUUGUUGAGUCCGCUACUUCUUCGCUUACCAUUUCAAUUUUUCUUGUUUUAAUAUUUUUGGGUCGGAAAUACCUAAAUUUAUUCUGUUGCGUUGUACCUUUUUUCCUUACCAAAUCAAAAAGGGAUAUUGCUGUUCAAUAGUGUAUGGAUAAUAUCUGUUGUGCUAUGAAGGAAUUUGUGUAUGGUAGUUACCAAGAAUCAUCUAGAUAUUUCAACAAGUAUUUUGAAUAGACAUUGAUCACCGAGAUUCCAAACUCCAGUUAUCAAGUGUUUAAUAAGAAGAGUGUGAACAGCAGAAGAAACUUGGGCCAUCAUGGCAAAGGUUCAUGUUCAGAAUGUUGUAGUUCUUGACAACCCCUCCAAUUUCUCCAAUCCCUUCCAGUUUGAAAUCACCUUCGAAUGUUUGGAAGAUCUUCAGGAAGAUUUGGAGUGGAAAAUUAUAUAUGUUGGUUCAGCUGAAAGUGAAACUUAUGACCAAGUUCUUGAUACUGUUUAUGUUGGUCCUGUGCCUGAAGGAAGACACAUGUUUGUAUUUCAAGCUGAGCCUCCACAACCCUCUAAAAUUCCGGUUGCAGAUGCUGUGGGCGUAACAGUUGUCCUGCUUACCUGUUCCUAUCGCAGCCAAGAAUUUAUUCGUGUUGGGUAUUACGUAAAUAAUGAAUAUGGCGAUGCUGAACUGAAAGAGAAUCCUCCCGCAAUUCCGCAGUUUGACAAACUAAUGCGAAAUAUUCUAGCCACCAAUCCUCGUGUCACACGAUUCAAAGUGGAUUGGGACGAUACGAAUAAGAGCGGCACCUCGAAAGGUGAACAAAUUGUGGAAAGUGAUGGUCAUCAGAAAAUGGAUGCCUCCAUAAUGGAAUCCAUGGACGUGAUGUAAAGCUGAAAAUGGAUCGCCUUGUGAACCUGCCACCUGAACCGCUCAAACCGGAGGAAUCCCAGUGCUGCGGCCAAGGAUGUCAGUUUUGCGUCUUUGACACUUACAAGCAAGAAUUGUUGAUUUGGCAAAGAAAGUGUAAGGAACUCGAAACUUGCCAAUUGGAGAAAAAUACUAAAAUGAAUCCAGAAA